AUGGGAAACAGAAAAUUGCUGGAAAAGCUCAUGACGCCUCUGAGCAGGGCCGGUUAGGGGGGGAAAAAAAAGGAAAUCCCUAAAAUUUGGCAUUUUGUUUUGUUCAAUAUUGACAGGUUGACAUUUCGAAGCGGUACAUGCUUGUGUUCAGCAGAGUGCAGUGCAGUCAACAGAGACUCACAUGAAACGCGUGCCCUCUUUAACGCCGAGAGGGAUUUCAGAAGGCGGAAGGGAUUUAUGACUGGGUCAGAGAAGGGAGUCGAAUAUGGCAGCCACUAGCAGCAAGUUGGAGUUUGCGGUGCAGAUGAGCUGUGAGAGCUGUGCCAAUGCUGUCAGGAGUGCCUUGACUGGAGUUAAUGGAAUCCAGUCGGUGGAUAUUGAUGUCAACACAGAGCAGGUACUAAUCGACACAACACUGACAUCCAAGGAGGUGCAGGAGCUGAUAGAGAGCACGGGCAGACGAGCCGUGUUAAAAGGCAUGGGCCCAUCCACUCUCAAGGACCUGGGUGCUGCUGUGGCCAUGCUGGGCCCAGAGGGCAACAUCAAGGGCGCAGUGCGAUUCCUACAGCUGUCGGAGAAGCUGUGCCUCAUCGAGGGAACAGUCGAUGGUCUGAAACCUGGCCAACAUGGGCUGCACGUGCACGAGUUCGGAGACCUGACCAACUCCUGCCUCAGCUGUGGUGAUCAUUACAACCCAGGAGAGAACAGGCAUGGAGGGCCGCAGGAUGUAGACCGGCAUGUUGGUGACCUGGGAAACAUCCGAGCUAGCGAGGAUGGGAGGGCUACGUUCCGAAUGGAGGAUGACCGCAUCAAGGUCUCCAACAUCAUCGGCCGGUCCCUGGUGAUCGACAGCGGUGAGGAUGACUUGGGCAGAGGUUCCCACCCUCUGUCCAAGGUCACAGGCAACUCUGGAGAACGUUUGGCCUGUGGAAUUAUUGCUCGAUCGGCCGGACUGUUCCAGAAUCCCAAAAGGAUCUGCUCGUGCGACGGAGUGACCCUCUGGGAGGAGCGGGAUCGGCCAAUCGCAGGGACGGGUCGCAAGUCCCAGGAUCCGCCCACGGCAAACCUCUGAACCAGAGUCCACCCUGGUCCCAACAAACCCCCACGCCUCCCUCCCUCACACCCACCACACACCCCACCCCAAAAAAAACAUGGUGACCAGCUUCCAAUCAGAUGGCAUGCCGGAAUCUUCUAGAAAAUGUGUUGUCCUCCUCUUGGGGGGAGGGAGGGGGAAGGGUUCUGAGGCGAAUUGUAGCUCUCAGACCCUACCAACCCCUGACCCCCAGCCUGGAUGUGACCUCCAUGCGGGGUCAAUGGCACACCUCGCAGGAGGCGGUGGCCGUGGUUACUCAAAUGCAACCGUGGCAACUGCGCCUGAGAAAGCCCGCCAUUGGCUGCGGGCACUCGUCAUGGGUGCAAAGUCGCUAGGCGCUAUAGAAAUGUAAUUCUCACUUUAAAAUUUGAAAUGGCCAACGAGGUUGAGAGUGCCAGGCUUUGUUGCGAGAUUUUGAUUUCCGACUAACCAUUCCAGCCCCACUGUUUCAAGGGGGGGUCAGAUUUAAUAAUUAAUCUUCGGUGCUGUUUGAAGUGAUUAAAUUUGGAAUCGAGCUGAUGCUUCCUGUCUUAGAGUGACUCUCAACAGUCACAGUACAAUAAAGUUCAGCAG
Messenger RNA from Hemiscyllium ocellatum (epaulette shark), 1666 nucleotides. Its product is annotated as copper chaperone for superoxide dismutase-like. Gene Ontology annotation, molecular function: copper ion binding. The record is from RefSeq and is a predicted model, not a curated record. Bases 266 to 1072 code for a protein of 268 amino acids. Gene Ontology annotation, biological process: removal of superoxide radicals. Lineage: Eukaryota; Metazoa; Chordata; Chondrichthyes; Orectolobiformes; Hemiscylliidae. The transcript has 8 exons.